Messenger RNA from Staurois parvus, 326 nucleotides. NCBI's taxonomy places the organism in Eukaryota, Metazoa, Chordata, Amphibia, Anura, Ranidae. The record is from the annotation of a GenBank genome assembly.
CCCAGGACCCUGCACUCACUAUAUCUGGUCUCCCCGGACCCUGCAUUCACUAUAUCUGGUCUCCCCGGACCCUGCACUCACUAUAUCUGGUCUCCCCGGACCCUGCAUUCUCUAUAUCUGGUCUCCCCGGACCCUGCAUUCUCUAUAUCCGGUCUCCCAGGACCCUGCAUUCACUAUAUCUGGUCUCCCCGGACCCUGCACUCACUAUAUCUGAUCGCCCACAGUACACACAACAACCUGCACCUUCCCAAAGAAAAAAAAACUAACAAUAUACACUAAAGUGAGCAUGUGCAGCUUGCCCCCAAGGCUCUGUACUAUCAGCAGAU